AUCACUCCAAACCGUCAAACAUCCACUAAUUGCCCAAACUGCCCAGUAUCCCCCCUAGCCCCUAAGCAUCCUAUAUCUACCUUUCAUGCUCGAUUUUCCGACGAGCCUUACCGUUCAAACUAUGGCCCGAUACUCCGCCACCGUCGCCUUUACUUUCACACUUGUUCUUCUCUUUCUAGUCACAGUUUCCCAUGCCCGAGUACCAUCAGAUAUCCCAGAGGGUGAUGUCAUCGACCCUGAACUUACACGCUCCCACGCUGGCUCGGACGCCAGCUCCGUCCUUCAUCUCCCCAGCGACAGAGUCAACGAUGAUGUAUCUCGCUCUAAUCAGCCCGCCGUUGACAUCCCUGAAUCUGUAUCCAUCUCCGUCGGAUCUAUUCCGUUAAGGGUCUCUACUUUCCGUCCGAUCAACCGUCACUUCCCCAUCAGUUCAAGUUUUCGGUUCCGCAACUGCCGACAUCACCACCACCACCACCAUGACCACCCCUUUUUCAAGCCCAUCGGACAACAACAACAACAGCACGUGAAAGUCCCAUAUGGAAAUGAUAUGAUAUUGUCCACUGGCGAAAGUAAUGAGUUGGAUCCGUUUAUAUUCCAUCACGGCCGCAUGCGGCGGAUCCCGGCGAAAUUGGUCAAGUUCCAUCACCACCACCAUGAUGACCAUCACGAGGAGGAUGAUGAUGGGUUUUCUAAGUUUAUUUCAAAGCAUAGCCAUAGGUUUGGUGAGGAGAAGUUUAAGAAGCACUUGCGCCAUCAUGAGGAGGAAGAGGACGAGGAUAAUCAUGAAGAAAUGAAGGAGCGGGUGGGAAAGAGAGAGGAAGAGGGUAGUUUUAUGAAACGUAUUCGCAAGUUCUUGGAUCGCUUCUAAGAUCUAGUGUUAAAAGUUUUUUUGUAGAUGUCUGUCUGAUGAGUUUACAUGCUUGCAUGCAUGUAUGGCGCUGCUGAUCGUAGUGAUUUUGUUGUUUGUUUUGUCAUAUUUGUAAAUAAGUUGCAUCCGUCUGAGAUGUAAGGAAGGCACGAAGCAUAUGUAUUACUGCAACAUAUGUUGUAAUCACACUUUAUCAAUCUGAUAGGAUGGGUCCGUUUUGCUCAGAUUUUCAGUCA
Messenger RNA from Coffea eugenioides, 1104 nucleotides. RefSeq lists its product as uncharacterized. The coding region runs from base 86 to 868 and encodes 260 amino acids. NCBI's taxonomy places the organism in Eukaryota, Viridiplantae, Streptophyta, Magnoliopsida, Gentianales, Rubiaceae. The record is from RefSeq and is a predicted model, not a curated record. The transcript has a single exon.